UACUUUUCAUUUUUUUGUUCUCAUAUGUCUUACAUACAAUGUUACUUCAGUAAUUUUUUUAAUUAUUUUAAACACCAUUUUUGAUUUGUAUGUGAAAACAAUAAUUUUUAAUGAAAUUAUAAACAAUGGGGGAUAUGAUUGACGAUAUUAUGUGUAUUAUUAACAAAUGUCACCCUAUUGAAUCGGCGAAAUUAAAAAGACAAUCCAAAAAAACAGUUUCAAGUAAUUCAUCUUUAAAGAAAAUACAGAAUGAUAUUGAACAAUUACUUGCAAAGAAAUCAUUUAUCGCGGGUGGUGUUGAAUAUAGUAAUUUAAAUAAAAUAAUGGCAUGUUGUAAUUUGAAGGCUGGGGAAGAAAUCAAAGCUGUAUAUAAUCUUGCUGAAUCUCAUUCAAUAUUUCUUCGACGACAAAUUCUACAUAGACAUUUAAAAACUAAAAUGCGUGAAAAAGUUUUAAAAACACCUCAAGUGUAUGGGCUUAAAUCUGAAUAUACAAAACUACAUGCCCAAAAUCCAGAACCCGAAGCAAUUUUAUUAUCUAAUCUUGUAAAUCUUCCAAAAGAAUGGUAUAUUGUACAAGUUACAGCACAAUACGAAGACUUUUUGUAUUUAAAUUACAACAAGGAUACUUUUCACUCUAUAAAUGCCCUACACAUUACUAUACUUCCAACUGAAAAUAGCGUUAUAAAACCACUAUGUAUAACUUUAUCAAAACCGCCAUCGAAUACAAAGUAUGAUGUAUGUAAUGAAAUUCAAGAAAUUUUGGAUAAAAAUAGAUCAAAUCUGACAGCAAAAUAUGCAAAUAAAGACUUAUACUGGAAAAUGCGUCUAAGACAAGACAAUAAAAUGAAGACAGCAGUUCAUGAAUUUGAAUUCGCAUGGUUGCGUGAAUGGAGAAUACUUUUUAUGGCAGACUUCAUCGAUAACAUGGAUGUAGCAGCAGAAAUGGAAUCAAUAGUUGAUAAAUUAAUAACUGAUUGUUUACCUUGUAAUAAUCUAUGCCCUCGUACUAAAUGGCUGUUAAAAAAAAUAAGCUUGGGUGCAUGUUUUUUAACAAGAGAAGAAAUAGCACGAGCUGUUAAGUAUAUCCUUAACAAUCAAGAAAAACUGGCAGAAAACUUGAUACUUUCAAUUUAUGGAAAAUUACCAAAUUUACAGAUAUUACGAACUGCAAAAAGAAAAACUUUGGUUUUGAUCAUAGAUGAACAUUUAGAUUUUUUGCCAUUUGAAUCUCUAGAAAUUCUUAAAAAUAAUCCUGUUACACGAUUUUCCUCCAUCUAUGUUGCAUAUACAUUAUUUAAACAACAUGAAGAUACAAUGAAGGAUGGAUGUAAAAUAGUUAAAAUGAAAGAUAAUCUUGGCACAUGUAUAGUUAACCCUAGUGGCGAUUUACUUAAAAUGGAAAAACGUUUGGAAUUAUUUAUAAACUAUUGGUUAACAAGUUGGAAAAGCUUAUACAAUAAAAAGCCAGGAGAAGAAAUGUUUGAAGAUUCAUUGGUUAAUUAUGAUAUACUUAUGUACAAUGGUCAUGGAAGUGGUAUACAAUAUUUACCUGGAGAACGUAUAGAAAAACUCAAGGUAAAGGCAAUCGUGUUACUGUUUGGAUGUAAUAGUAUUAGAUUUGCCCCUGUAGGUGGACCUUUUCCUCCUUAUGGUAUUAUCAAUCAAUAUUUGAUUGCUACCAGCCCAUGUGUUUUGGGCAUGCAAUGGGAAAUAACAGAUGGGGACAUUGAUAAGAUGACAGCAAGUUUUAUUAGCACUUGGAUUCCAUCUUCUCUCGGACGAUCAUGGUCUCACGUAGAUAUUGAUGCUUGGUGCAAAGGCAAUUUUAGAUUUCUAAAAGAUAGUCAGAAAAAAACAACUAAGAUAACAACGGAACCUGAGAUGUUGAGAGCAAUAUCAAAAUCAAAAGAAGCAUGCUCGCUAUACAUGACAGCAGCUUCAAUAGUUACACGCGGUUUACCGAUAAAGCUUGAAUAAAUGCAUUAUACACAUGGAUAAUACUGCUGUCAAUAUAUGUAUGCACUUUUAUUACAUUUACUUGUGAUGUUUCUUAUUUGAUUUUUUUUUAAUUUGCAAAACUUUU
Molecule: messenger RNA, 2085 nt
Organism: Polistes dominula (European paper wasp)
Lineage: Eukaryota; Metazoa; Arthropoda; Insecta; Hymenoptera; Vespidae
Gene: Sse
Product: extra spindle pole bodies like 1, separase
Biological process (GO): meiotic chromosome separation; proteolysis
Cellular component (GO): mitotic spindle; cytoplasm; nucleus
Molecular function (GO): cysteine-type endopeptidase activity
Source: RefSeq, a predicted model, not a curated record